CCGGACAGGUCCCGUGUGACGUGGCCGCGCGCCGGGGGCGGCUCUGGGCUGGGGGGCCGGGAGGCCGAGCCGGGCGGGGCAGACCCGGGGCGGGGCGCGGCGCCGCUGCUGGAUGGCCGGGGCAGCCCGCAGCGCCGCCGCCGCCGCCGCCGCUGCACGCACGUGGCAUGCCUGGAUGUCCCUGUCCUGGCUGUGGCAUGGCGGGCCAAAGGCUCCUCUUCUUCACCGCGCUUGUCCUAGAGCUCCUGGGAGGGGCUGGGGGUUCCCAGCCGGCCCUCCGGAGCCGGGGGCCCGCAGCUGCCUGUCGCCUGGACAACAAGGAAAGCGAAUCCUGGGGGGCCCUGCUGAGCGGAGAGAGGCUGGACACCUGGAUCUGCUCCCUCCUGGGCUCACUCAUGGUGGGGCUCAGCGGAGUCUUCCCACUGCUCGUGAUCCCCCUGGAGAUGGGGACCAUGCUGCGCUCAGAAGCUGGGGCCCGCCGCCUGAAGCAGCUGCUCAGCUUUGCCCUGGGGGGACUUUUGGGCAAUGUGUUUCUCCACCUGCUGCCCGAGGCAUGGGCCUACACAUGCAGUGCCAGCCCUGUGCUGCCCCCUGCAGGUGGUGAGGGGCAGAGCCUGCAGCAGCAACAGCAGCUGGGACUGUGGGUCAUUGCUGGCUUCCUCACUUUUCUGGCGUUGGAGAAGAUGUUGCAGGACAGCAAGGAGAAGGAGGGGACCAGCCAGGCCCCCAGCAAAGACCCCGCUGCCGCUGCCGCGCUCAGUGGAGGCCACUAUCUGGCCCAGCCGGCUGCAGAGCCCGGCGUGAGUGCUGUGGUCCGGACCAUCAAAGUCAGUGGCUAUCUCAACCUGCUGGCCAACACCAUAGACAACUUCACACACGGGCUGGCUGUAGCUGCCAGCUUCCUUGUGAGCAAGAAGAUUGGGCUCCUGACCACCAUGGCCAUCCUUCUGCAUGAGAUCCCCCACGAGGUGGGCGACUUUGCCAUCCUGCUCCGGGCCGGCUUUGACCGAUGGAGCGCAGCCAAGCUGCAGCUCUCGACGGCGCUGGGGGGCCUGCUGGGCGCCUGCUUCGCCAUCUGUACGCAGUCCCCCAAGGGAGUAGGUACGGGCGUGGUGGGUGGUGGUGGUCCGCGGAGGGGCCCCAGCCAGAGGGCACAGCUGCCCCGGCCCCUGUCCCGGCCAGGAUCUGCCCCAAGUGUCCCCUGUGGGAGCGGGUGCUGCACAUGGCUCGCCUGGGCCCCCAGCUGGUCGGGACUUCUGCUCCCACUGCAGAGGAGACUGUGGCCUGGAUCCUGCCCUUCACCUCUGGCGGCUUCCUCUACAUCGCCCUGGUGAACGUGCUGCCCGACCUCCUGGAGGAAGAUGACCCGUGGCGCUCCCUGCAGCAAGUCCUGCUGCUCUGCACAGGCAUCGUGGUGAUGGUGCUCUUCUCGCUCUUCGCGGGGUGACCGCCCCUGACGGCCCCCCCCCACCGCCCCCAGCAAUAAGAGACUUGGAUUCAGUCUGUGACCGUGUGUGAGGCACAGGGCGAGUGCCUGAGAGCACCCCUCUGACCAGAUUAGAGGACGGGUGUGUGUGUGUGUGUGUGUGUGUGUGUGCACAGAGGUACGCGUGAGACCGACACUGUGAUCGUGCGCUGGGCCCAGGGCCCGAUGCCCGCACCCAGCCACGCUGUGGUCUUGUCUCCUUACCCCCGCCAUCCGGCACUUCCCGCGGCGAGCACUGAGGAAUAGCAGCCCUGCUCCCAAGCGGAGGCCUCUCCCACCAAGCCCACAGGGGGAGUGAGAAGAGCCCCAGGAGCCCAGGGCUUCGGGGAGCCCAAAGCUGUCUCCCUCUGGGGCCUUGGGGUUCCUGGCCUUCUGCUCAGGCACCGAGCCCCGGGCAGCCUGAGCGCUGAGGCUGGGGAGCUUUCUCUGCUGUGUCCGUUGUCCUGGCCUUUCCUUUGUCAGUUCUAAGGCCAAAGAAAGGAGAGGCAGGUGCUCGCGUUGCCCCUCGCCGCCGCACUCAGCACUGACAGUCCCACCCAGCCCGGGAUGGAGCCGGGGGUGCUUCCCAAGACCUUCUCCUCGUGGCUGCCAGCCCUGGGCCAGCUCCUGUGCCCCCAGGAAAUGCUCCCUGGCAGCGCCUGCAGCUUUUGCCACCUCCCGCUGCCAAGCAGCAGCCUGCAGGGCGGGGAGCGGCCCUGGGCCAGAGAGGCCUGCUGGUCCAGCUCAGGGACGCUCACGCGGGUCCAGGCGGAGAUACCCUGGAGGCAGGAACAGUGGGCUGUGGCCGCCCCUCCCUGCCCAGGCCCUUUUUCCUGUCCCACCGUGGCCGUGGCCGAGGGUAGGUUGGGGGGUGGUGAGGGCUCCGCCUUGUCGGCAUGCAGGAAUGUGCUCUGGGAGAACGCUGAAGCCCUAAUCCCCGGCUAUUUCCCUUGGCUGACACCCAGGCACUGAGCUGGCCCGCUCCACAGCCAGGCUCAGCCCUGCUGCUCGACCACAGACGUUCUGAGAAGCGGCCGUCAAGAGGGUCUGAAUGGGUUUACAGCAGUUGGGCUGUGGUUCCGUUUUUUUCUGUAAAUAACUAUAGAUAAGAUAUGAAUAAAUAUUAUAUACAAA
Molecule: messenger RNA, 2599 nt
Organism: Mirounga angustirostris (Northern elephant seal)
Lineage: Eukaryota; Metazoa; Chordata; Mammalia; Carnivora; Phocidae
Gene: SLC39A13
Product: solute carrier family 39 member 13
Exons: 9
Coding region: 168-1334 (388 amino acids)
Biological process (GO): intracellular zinc ion homeostasis; zinc ion transmembrane transport
Cellular component (GO): membrane
Molecular function (GO): zinc ion transmembrane transporter activity
Source: RefSeq, a predicted model, not a curated record